AACGUCCCCCUCCAUACAAACGUCCCCCUCCCCCGCCACCCCGCGGCCUUCUCCAGCCGGCGCGGCCUCUCCCCGGCGGCGCAGCCUCUUCCGGCCGGCGGGAGGGCGGGGCCGAGCGCUCUGGCGGGCCGGCCGGUGGUGCGAGCGUCCCGGGCUCGCGCUCCGCCGCCGGCCGGCCGGCCAUGCUCAUCACGCUGUGCUACCUGUACCUGUGGGCGCGCUGGGGGCAUGGGCCCGCCGCGCUAGUGCGCACCACGGUGCAGCAGCUGCGGGCCUCGCGCUGCUCCUUCACCUUCUGCCGCGCGACUGCGCAGCCCCGGGGCGCCCGCGUGUGCCUGAGCCGCGGCGGCCGCGUCUUCUGCGUCGGCGAGAGCCAGUCCAUUGAUGACUUGAACAAAUGGGCCCUGUUUCUGGUUUCUCCUUUUAUACUUGAAGCAGAACACAUAGCAUUUGUGACAGAGAGCAUUUGGGUGCAAGGUGACACUUUACAGAGACCAUCGUCCUCUUCGGAAACUGUUGUGAAGUGGUCGGAUUGUUGCUUGCCGUUAGCUUGCAGACCUGGGGAUCCUUAUCAGUUAAUCGCCAGAGCAAGUGUGGAUGACUUCAGCAAGCUGGGAGUGGCGUUCCUUGAAGAUAGACUCCAGGUGGCUAAUGGACUGAUACCCCAAAAGAUCGUUUCUGUCCACUUGCAUGACUCUGCUCUGAAGGAACUUAAGGACCAGGCCUCAGACACGCCAGCCCAGCUCCUGGAGCCCCAGCCGGAACCUUCUGUUGAGAGCAAGCCUGAGCUGGAGGCUAUGGAGCACGUUGGCAGAGAGGACCACCAGGUUCUGGGUUCCGCACCCACGCCGGGGCAAGGCGGUGCCCCUGGGGGCGAGCCUGCCGGGGAGAGCGACAGAGGCGUGGGCUCCAUCGAGCACUGUCACCUCCAUCUUUCUAGCUGCCACGAGUGUCUGGAGCUUGAGAACAGCACCAUCGAAUCCGUCAAGUUUGCCUCUGCAGAGGACAUUCCAGAUCUUCCCUACGACUACAGCAGUGGUUUGGAGGGUAUCGCGUAUGACCUCUGCCCCAAGAGAGAACAGAGGAGGGUCAACCUCACGGGAAAGGCACCCAACAUCCUUCUCUACGUGGGGUCCGACUCCCAGGAUGCCCUGGACCGGCUCCAGCAAGUCCGGUCAGCUCUGGCCGACUGCGUGGACACCAACUGUUACACUCUCUACCACCUGCCGCUGGAAAGUGCUCUCAGGGACCCAUGGCCAGACAACUGCCUGUUGGUGGUCAUUGCCACGAGGGAGUCCAUCCCCGAGGACCUGUCCCGGAGGUUCAUGGCCUAUCUUUCUCAGGGAGGGAAGGUCCUGGGCCUGUCAUCGCCCUUCACGCUUGCUGGCUUCCAGGUGACCAGGAAGGCCGCACUGCAGGACACAGUCCAGAGCUUGGUUUUCUGCAAGGCGGACUGGAGCCAGGUGAGGCUCAGCGUCCUGAGCAGCGGCUGCGUUUACGAGGGGGGCCCCGGGGAGCCGCUCAGCCUGGGCAAGCUCCAGGGCCACCUGGACAACAAGGACGAGGACAGGCUGAUUGUGCAAGUGCCUUUCGGAACACGUGGAGGAGAAGCUGUUCUUUGCCAGGUGCACCUGGAACUACCUCCCAGCUCUCCAGUAGUGCAAACACAAGAGGAUUUUAACCUGCUCAAAUCAAGCAAUUUUAGAAGAUACGAAGUCCUUAAGGAGAUCCUGAUGACGCUUGGCCUAAGCUGUGACGCAAAACACGUUCCUGCCUUAACGCCUCUUUACUUGCUGUCGGCAGCUGAGGAAAUCCGGGAUCCUCUUAUGCAGUGGCUGGGGAAGCAUGUGGAUGCUGAAGGAGUAAUAAAAUCCAGCAAGCUCUCCCUUAAAUUCGUUUCAUCCUACACGUCUGAAAUAGAAAUCACCCCAUCUGCUAUACCUGUGGUGACUGACAUAGAGACCUUCUCAUCAGAAAAUUUUAACUUUGAGAUCUACCAACAAAAUUUGCAGACAAAGAAACUUGGAAAAGUAAUUCUGUUUGCUGAAGUGACAACCACCACAAUGAGUCUUCUGGACGGGUUGAUGUUUGAGAUGCCACAGGAAAUGGGUUUAAUCGCCAUCGCAGUCCACCAAACGCAGGGCAAAGGGCGGGGAAGGAAUGCUUGGCUGAGCCCCGUGGGGUGCGCUCUUUCUACCCUGCUCGUCUCCAUCCCACUGAGAUCCCAGCUGGGACAGAGGAUUCCGUUUGUCCAGCAUCUGAUGUCUCUGGCUGUCGUGGAGGCGGUAAGGUCCAUUCCUGGGUACCAGGAUAUCAAUUUACGAGUGAAGUGGCCCAACGAUAUUUAUUACAGUGACCUCAUGAAGCUUGGUGGAGUUCUGGUUAACUCAACACUUAUGGGAGAAACAUUUCAUAUACUUAUUGGCUGUGGAUUUAACGUGACUAACAGCAACCCUACCAUAUGCAUCAACGAUCUCAUCACAGAAUACAAUAAGCAACACGGGGCCGAACUAAAGCCCUUAAGAGCUGAUUAUCUCAUCGCCAGAAGUGUGACUGUGCUGGAGAAGCUGAUCGACACAUUUCAGGACGAAGGGCCCAAUGGCGUUCUUCCUCUCUAUUAUAAAUAUUGGCUACACAGUGCUCAGCAAGUCCGCCUGGGAAGUGCUGGGGGACCAAAGGUGUGGAUAGUCGGCCUCGACGAUUCCGGGUUCCUUCUGGUUCACCAGGAGAACGGCGAAGUGGUGACUGUGCAUCCAGACGGCAACUCCUUCGACAUGCUGGGAAACCUCAUAAUCCCCAAACAGCCGUAGUCCUGUCUGGAGCGUCUGCUGGGCCCCGGGCCACAGCUGGGAUGAGCUGGGACGGGCGGAAGGGCAGAACCGCCGCAGGAGCAUUGCACGUCGAUUUCUGCCGCCUUUCCUAGCCCAUGAUCUGGAAAACGAAUUCGGAGUUGUAGGCAAAUGUUUUCUCCCUCCACUUAACCUGUUAAUUCUUUAAUUUUGUUCUGUUGUCAUUUUAUUUGGUGUUUGAAGAUGCUGGGGGUGGAGGGUUGACAAGUGGAAGAUUUAAUUCAGGUAUAAGCCCUGGCAUAGGGUGUGAAAUUCUUCUCCCCUCUUGAAAUUGGAUGCAUCUUAGUUGGGGAGGGGGGUAGUUUUUACAUGGAAACAGCAAUGGCAUAAUUCAAAUGUUUUCCCAGUAGUGGAGGUCUCUACCCCUAGACUAUUAAAAACAGAUUUUAAAAAGGUUUUCGGGCCCAGACCAUUGGUGAGUUAGAGGUAGGGUAACACUGUUUACAAGCAUCCAGGGAGGUGUUUUCCUACAGGAACAUAUAUUGGCACUUAGUUAUCAUUUUAUUUUUUUGUAAGUGAAGAAAAGAGAAGGUAGAUUUCUAGUGUUACUCUCAUCCUGUGGUUUGUGGUCCAAUAACAAUGUCUAAACGGAACAGAGGCUGGUAUGCUUGCGAUGACCUUGUAGAGGAAAUCAGUUAAUUACUUUGACAUUAACUAAUGAGCUCUCCUUUCAUAAGUUUAAAUUUACUGCAUAUUCUGAAGUGAUGGGAUCAAGUUCAGGGUCCUGAAAGCGUUGAUCAGGCAUUGCGCGGAUGCGAGGUGGAUGAUUUGGGCCUAACAGCUGGGUUUGAAGUCUCUCAUUCCACACGCAAAGGAGGAUGUGGCGCUUGUAAGCCAGCUUCAGGCUCGCUUCGAAAUCCUGCGGAACUGUGCAGUGCACACACUGUAGAAGUACGUGGCAUUUUAUUUGUAAGUCACAUUUUUUUGCCCCCUUUUCAUAUUGCCAAAAAAGAAAAUGUUAUUGCUACUGAAUGCCAUCAGUUAAGAGGAUGGGGGUGUGUGUGUGUGAGAGAGAGAGAGAGAGAGAGAAACUUUAAAAGAAGAUGUUCCAAAUAUGAUGCCCUAAGAGUCUGCAUGGAAGAACAAAAGAAAGGAAGCCUUUUGAUAUACAUUUGCUAUUUCCAGAUGUAUUCCAUGCUUUUUCCAUGUAACUCCUAUCUCUGUUGAACUUGAGAAUCAUACACAUUACUUUUCAGCCUGUAAAGGCCAAUUUUUGUCCACUUUUCUCUCUUCCUGCCAUUCCCAACUGAAAUUAGUGGCAAGAAAACUUGAUGAGGCUCUCAGCUUUGAACAAAAUCCCCUUAUUGUGCACUAGCACCCUCUUCAUCCAGCUUUACCCAGUCAGGCUAACUCCAGAAGCUUGUGGGUUUCAGUAUAAAAUCUGCCUACCUGUAGCCAGGCACAGGCAGCCACAUAGGAAGGAAACAAAUAACACGUUUAGUUAAGUCCACUAACCCAAUAUGUGUGUUUUGGAAAUGUAACUUGAAAAGAACUUCAGAAGUAAUUUUUGCAAAUAAGGCUUCAAUUAGAAUUAUUCUUUUAAAAAAAACAAAAACAAAAAAACCCACUCUCUCCUAAAUGCCCAAGUCUACAUAAAAGUUUAAAGUCCACAGCACCCCAAAAUUACAAAAUGGUCUCACCCUUGAGAGGGCAUCUGCAAAAUAUCAUCAAGAAGAAAGAUCUCAGGCUAAUGUUGCAAGUUUCAUUUCUCAAACUCUGUAAUAUAAGGCAAGUCAUCUCUCAGAGCUGCCAUCAUUACUUUUUGAAUUUCUUUGGGGGGUUAUUUAAUGAGAAACAUGCUAUGAUUUGUUUUAAGCUGAAGUCCUAUUCUAGACAGUCUGCUUUGGGGGAAAAAAAAAUGUUAUCAUUUAAUUUCCUUUUGGUAAAUUAAAACUAAUGAAGUGUGGCCAUGUCAAAGCAGAUGGAGAUGUUCCGGGCAUAUCACUUUGCCUCUGUGCUUUUAAGACUGUUCUUACUUGUGCCGACACCCAGUUGUCUUGAGGGAGACAACAUAGACUUGGAGCAGAUGCUGCGUUUUUCAUAAACCUGAUUUUGCCUCAGAGGAACCAAAGACUUUUGAAAUUCUGCUUCAUAUAGAACAGCUGAAUAAAGGCAUUUCCCUUACAGCUGUUAGCAUUAGGGAAACUUGCUGUACUGCACUCAUCAAUUUGGGCCGUUUAUGCACCCGGCAAUCGAUGACCUCAAGGAGCUUUAAAGUCUUAACGGGAACUUUGCAUUUUCUUCUUAAUCUUUAAAACACGGCACCUAAACUCAGGAUUGGCGUGUGCUCUUAGGAUAUUGAAUUGUGCCCCAGUUCAGAGGCUGCGCAUCUCUACCAGGUUAUGUAAAGGGCAAGAUGUCAUCCCUUCUGGGCUGGUAGCAAAUUUCAGAAGAACUCUUGAGGAAGUGCCCCCUAAAACAGGACACAGCAAUACCUGGGCUUCCGGGGCACGCACGCGCGCAUGCACACACGCACACACACCCCCCUCAGCAGUGCUCCUCGGCACUGUUCAUCCUGGCAGCGUUUACAGCGUGGAGGCAAAGCCGAAAGGAUUUGUGUCCGGUGUGGGGCUCGCUGCUGCAGCCCCCUGACUGCUGUGGGUGGGUGCGCAGGCCCAGACCCGCGUAGCAUGCAACCGCACCCCUACCCCUACACACACGGGGGGGCUGCAUGGCCGUCUCUCACCCGAGAGUCUGGGAGCCAGGAGAGAAGCAGACUCACCCAACCGUUUCAGAGUGCAUAAAGGAGACAUUUUAGGCUUACAGUCCAUAGAUCUGUUUGCUCGUAACAGACAAAGAAUGGAGAGUCGGUAUUCCUGGGUAACUACUAUGCGUAUUUGAAAUAAAAGAAAGUGUGAAACCUCUGCAUUUUUAGCUUUUCAAAGAAUCAUCUCUGAAAAGGAAUUAAUUUAAACCAAUUCCUGUAAAAAGCAAGUCUAUCAAAAUAAACUUUAAGACUUUCUAUAUA
Messenger RNA from Orcinus orca (killer whale), 5817 nucleotides. RefSeq names its product holocarboxylase synthetase (gene HLCS). NCBI's taxonomy places the organism in Eukaryota, Metazoa, Chordata, Mammalia, Artiodactyla, Delphinidae. The coding region runs from base 183 to 2810 and encodes 875 amino acids. Gene Ontology annotation, molecular function: biotin--[biotin carboxyl-carrier protein] ligase activity. The transcript is spliced from 11 exons. The record is from RefSeq and is a predicted model, not a curated record. Gene Ontology annotation, cellular component: cytoplasm. Gene Ontology annotation, biological process: protein modification process.